Messenger RNA from Scaptodrosophila lebanonensis, 1441 nucleotides. RefSeq names its product platelet-activating factor acetylhydrolase IB subunit beta homolog (gene Paf-AHalpha). Lineage: Eukaryota; Metazoa; Arthropoda; Insecta; Diptera; Drosophilidae. The record is from RefSeq and is a predicted model, not a curated record. The transcript has 3 exons. The coding region runs from base 179 to 856 and encodes 225 amino acids.
CAGGGCUUGCACACGGAACGCCGCUGCUGUUUUGUAUUGUUAAUUAUUCUUUUUGUUGCACUAUUUUCAUCUUUUGCACGAGCCUGUGCGUACUCCAGACAGCGGUGGCAACACACAUCACAACAUAGAAUAGUCUAGCGUGCAUCUUGCUGCAUGCUGUAUCAUUAUCACCCACAUCAUGAAUCCCUGCGCUGUGCCCACACCCGUUGCCGAUGUUGACGGCGACAAGCGCUGGCAGAGCAUACAUCGCCGCUUCAUCUCGGAUUGCCGUGAAAAGGAUCCAGAUGUGAUAUUCUUAGGCGAUUGCAUAUUUGAGACGUUGCAGGAUACCGAGACGUGGAAUCAAUAUUUUGCACCACUCCACUGCCUUAACUUUAGCAUACGCGACGAUUGCACAGAGCAUGUGCUGUGGCGCAUCGAAAAUGGAGCGCUAGACAACGUUAAUCCUAAAAUUGUAGUGUUGCAUGUGGGGACUAACAAUGUGAAUAACAGCGCCGCUGAAGUGACCGAGGGAGUGCUGGCGUGUGUGAAGAAAAUUCGCGAAAAAUUGCCCGGGGCCUACAUUCUAAUACCAUCACUGCUACCUCGCGGGCAGCAGCCAAAUGCGUUGCGUGAUAAAAACGCUAAGGUCAAUGAAUUCAUCAGGGAGCAGACCAAAGGCAUGGACCGCGUACAGACCGUUACCAUUGACAAGGGUCUAGUGCAAGGGGACGGCAGUAUCAGUCAUCAUGAUAUGUUCGACUACAAAAAUCUAACUAACACAGGCGCCAAGAAAAUUUUGGAACCAUUGCAUGACUUGCUCUCCCAAAUUCUCAAUGAAAAUGAAUUGGAACGCGAUCUCACGCCAUCCGAAUAGAAUGGUUAAAGUCCACUCAAUUAAACAACCCAACUACAAAGAUUGAAUUAACAAGUAUUCUACCAAUGCAUUUCUAAAAAAAAAAAAAUAACGAAAGCUUGAUGUGCAGCGCAUAGAGAUGGAUUUCCAAAUGAAAAACGCAAGUUUCCUUAAUCAAUUGUCAUAUUUAUACCGCAUGUACUUCAGUGUAAUUCCGCUCUAUAUUGAUACUUAAGCUAAAAAGUCGUACAUUUCGAGAUUGUUCUUAUGUAUUAGCUUCACGGUAGCAAUCAAAAGAUGAACAUUCCCCUCUGCUCUUCAAUAGUUAUAAACUUAAAAUUAAACUCAUAAGCAUACCUAUUGUAAUAAUAACAUAUAUACACUGAAAAUUUUUAAAGCGUAAAUCUGUGUGUGUUUAUGUUAAGUUAUGACACAAGAACAGAAGAAGUGAGAUCGCAGAACUGAUCACGUCUGCAACAACACACAACACAUUGGCAUUAAUGCUAGAUAGCAAAACGUGAUGUACAUAUUGUUGUGAGCUCUUUUAAAGCAAUUUCGUUGCCUAAAUUUAGCUGCGACUCAUUAAUAAACUCCAAAUCCGGCGAA